Messenger RNA from Mucor velutinosus, 1155 nucleotides. RefSeq lists its product as uncharacterized. Lineage: Eukaryota; Fungi; Mucoromycota; Mucoromycetes; Mucorales; Mucoraceae. The transcript has a single exon. Gene Ontology annotation, biological process: glucan catabolic process. Gene Ontology annotation, molecular function: beta-glucosidase activity. Gene Ontology annotation, cellular component: extracellular region; cell surface. Bases 1 to 1155 code for a protein of 384 amino acids. The record is from RefSeq and is a predicted model, not a curated record.
AUGGUAACCUUCAAAUCACUGAUUGCUGGCUGCGUUGGUAUCGGUGCCUCUAAUAUGACAUUUUCCACACAGACAUCUCCAAUUGCAGCUCAUCGUCAAAAGCGUGUUGGCACUGCUUACAAUUACUGGACUACCAAGGCAUGGGGUGCCAACUUGGGUAACUGGCUUAUCCUUGAAAAGUGGAUGGACGGUAGUAUUUUUAAGAAAUACGCUCCCCAUGCCAAUGACGAAUGGACAUUUGCUCAACAAGCAUCCAAUCCCUCUGCUGCCUUGACUGAGCAUUGGAACAACUGGAUUACAGAGAACGAUUUCAAGAUCUUGGCUAGUGUCAAUGCCAACCACGUACGUAUCCCUGUGGGUUACUGGGCUUUUAUUAAACCCGAUGCUGGAGAACCUUAUGUAUCUACUGGUCAAAAGGCUCAAAUUGAACGUAUCUUGAGCUACUGUGAUACUUACAACUUGUAUGCCAUUAUUGACUUGCACGGUCUUCCUGGGUCUCAGAAUGGUGAAGCACACUCCGGCCACAUUGGACCUAUUGAUUUCUACAGUGAUUACAACAUUCAACGUGGAAUCAAAACCGUGCAAGCGAUUGUCGACUGGAUGAAUGGCCUCAGUAGUAAUCUGAAGGCAAGAAUCGCAUCUAUUGAAGCCGCCAACGAGCCCAGAGUCUCUGGAGAUCAGCUGAACACUUUAAAAUACUUUUAUACUCAAGCAUUCAACAUCAUCGAUGCGUCUGAAUUCAAGGUGCCCAUGAUGUUCCAUGACGCUUUCCAAGGCCUUGAUGCUUGGAACAACUUCUUGCCUGCUCCCGCCAAUGCUGUCAUUGAUCUCCAUCCUUACUAUGCUUUCCCUCCCAAAAAUGACAAGAUUUCCAUCAUCAACUGUAUCUGCAACACCAAAUUAUCUGCAUCCAGCUUCCAUCUUCCCGUCCUGUUUGGUGAAUGGUCUCUAGGAUCUGGUGUUCCUAGUGACGAUACUUGGUUAAGACAAAUGAUGGAUACACAAGUCGCUGUUUACAAAGAAUCCGGCGCUGGCGGCAUCUUCUGGGCCCUGAAGAACAACAUCAAUUCCAGUGUUUGGUCCUUUGAGCAAUUGGUAAGCGAAGGCAUCAUCAACUCUGGCACCUUCUCCCAUCAUACUAAUGCCCAAUAUUAA